Messenger RNA from Triticum aestivum (bread wheat), 2562 nucleotides. Its product is annotated as leucine-rich repeat receptor-like kinase protein CLV1B. The transcript is spliced from 7 exons. Lineage: Eukaryota; Viridiplantae; Streptophyta; Magnoliopsida; Poales; Poaceae. Gene Ontology annotation, molecular function: ATP binding; protein kinase activity; protein binding. Gene Ontology annotation, biological process: protein phosphorylation. Bases 1 to 2562 code for a protein of 853 amino acids. The record is from RefSeq and is a predicted model, not a curated record.
AUGGCCACCUCGCGUGGCGGUGAUGAUGGCGGUGGCGGUGGUGCUGGCGAUGCAUCUGGUGGCAGUGGUGCUCCUGCAGAUCCAACAGAGGUUUGCGGCAGUUCAAACCCAUCUCAGGCUCCGCCUCUUCCACAGCCGUCGUCGCCGUCUUACUGUGUUGAGUACGCGGUGGCGAGGGCAUUCGCCAAGGCCGUGAAGGAAGAUCCAGAGGGGAGCCAUCACUACGCAUCCUCCUUCGGCGGUGUCUCGUUGUUUAUGUGGUCAGACAUAUUGAAUGAUGAAGUGUGGGAAGUCAGAUUCCAUUUCCAUGACAGAGAUAAUCUUGAAAGAAGCCUAAAUGUGGAUGAUAUCACAUUUUACAAUCUGAUUGCACUAAUAGAGCUUGAAGGUUAUGGGAUGACAGACUUUAUGUAUUAUGUUAGAGAUCCAGGUGUUGGGGUUUCAGGUAUGGAAGAACUGACAGAUGAUGAUAAGGUGGAGGAAAUGUUGGAUGACCUAGUUAUCAAAGGUCAGAAGGUGGUGAACAUAACAGUCAUCAGAAGUGAUGCUCCAAGACCUAGUGAUUUGAACAUUGGACCAGUUUGUGAGGAGCAGGUUCCAUUAUCUGAAAUAGAAAAGCAAUCAGCCCCCCACCCCUCGGGCAGAGGCGCGCUGGGCGUCGGGUUCAUGGCCUCCGCCGCGCUGCUUGGCCGGCGACGCUGGAGCGACGCGCUGGGCGGAGGCGGGGCGGAGGUGUUGGCGAGCACGGACGCGGUGGAGGAGGCGUUGGCGGCCACAGCGAAGACGGCGAUGGCGCAGAGGCUGCGGAGUCAGUACACGGUCAAUCAAGCCAGCGUGAAUAUUCACCAAAUGAAUGAACACCGCGUUUCUCCACAAGUUGUCUCCCGUAGCUUAAUAGUUCAAAUAAGACUAGCAGAAAUGGCAAAUUCGCACCUUGUUCACAGUACCAUCCUCCACAAGCUAUCUCUAGUCCUCCUCAUUUGCUCGCUCCUCGGGUACAACUGUGAAGCCAUGAGCAGGAAGGCUGAAAAGGAAGCACUUCUAAGCCUUGAGAAUUACUGGGGCAAACCGCUGAUGAUCAGCUGGAGCUACAACAUGGACGCAGACCACUUUGGUGAAAUUCCAGACACUUUAUCCAAGCUGACCCAAUUUAGAAUAUUCAAUUUGUCUUCUAACACGUUGAACGGGACAAUACCUAGUGAGAUUUGGAGAAUGCAGAAUAUGGAGGUCCUCGAUCUACACAGUAACUCUCUAUCAGGUCGCAUACCAGGCGAUUGCUGUAAGCUCGAGAAUCUGUCCCUCCUUUUAUUAGACGACAAUCAUCUCUCCGGCCCAAUACCAGAAAACCUUGUACAGUUACAAUUUCCCUUCAUCUUCCUCAAUCUCUCUAGUAACCAACUCACAGGCAAGAUUCCAUCUCCUUUCGAGAUGGGAAGAUUUCAAUGGAGCUUUCUUUCCAAUCCCAGCUUAUGUUCCUCCAACCACUUUGGAAACCUUCCUCCAUGCACCAGAUUGCACUUGAAGAUGCUUGUAAUUAUUCUCCUCGUCUUUGGUUCAGCCAUUCUCAUAUGCACAAGGCUGAUUGGUUUAACUAAGAUCAAGGCAUUUUUCUCAAAGGAAAAGGACGACGCCCCAUCUCCACAGUGGAAACUGACGGCCUUCCAAGCUAUUGAUUAUGACAUUCAAGACAUCCUUUGCAACCUCAUUGAUACAAACCUUGUUGGCAGCGGUGGCUCAGGAAAGGUAUAUAAGAUCUGCCUAGGUAACAGAAACGGCGGGGUUAUAGCUGUCAAGCAAAUAUGGUCUAGUAGUGGUGAACUGGAACAUGAUGUGCUGGAAAAGCAGUUUCAAGCUGAGAUUGAGAUUCUUGGAUCCAUCCGACACGCCAAUAUCGUAAAGUUGCUUGGCUUCAUAUCAAGCUCUGAAUCGAAGCUCCUCAUAUACGAAUACAUGGAACAUGGUAGCCUGUAUGAAUGGCUACAUCAGAAAGAUGACCCUACUAGUACAACUAGACGGUUGUUGAACUGGCCGAUAAGAAUGUCAAUAGCAAUCGAUGCAGCAAGAGGGUUGUGUUACAUGCACCACAGUUGCUCUCCUGCUAUAGCACACCGUGAUGUGAAGUCCAGCAACAUCCUACUGGGUCCUCAGUUCAAAGCAAAGAUUGCGGACUUUGGCCUAGCUCGCUCUCUACUUAAAGCUGGCGAGCCAGAGUCUGUCUCGGCUGUGGUUGGGUCCUUCGGAUACAUAGCUCCAGAGUUCGGAAGCUCGAGAAAAAUGAACGAGAAAGUUGAUGUGUACAGCUUUGGGGUUGUUCUCUUGGAGCUGGUAACAGGGAGGCGUGCAAAUGGUGGGGGCGGGUACGAGAAUUUGGCGCAAUGGGCAUGGAGGCAAUUUCAUCAAGAUGAGAGCAUCCAAUUGACAAAUGUGAUUGAUGCAGACAUACGAGAUCCAGCCUACUCGCGUGAGGUACAACUGGUGUUCAAGCUAGGGCUAAUUUGCACGGGCACAAACCCAUCAUCACGGUCGUCCAUGAAGCAGGUGCUGCAGGUCCUGCAACGCUAA